Necator americanus (New World hookworm) is the source of this 294-nucleotide messenger RNA. RefSeq lists its product as uncharacterized. Lineage: Eukaryota; Metazoa; Nematoda; Chromadorea; Rhabditida; Ancylostomatidae. Bases 1 to 294 code for a protein of 97 amino acids. The record is from RefSeq and is a predicted model, not a curated record. The transcript is spliced from 2 exons.
AUGUCCACAGACACUGACCUACAUGCUCUUCUUGAAGCUGCAGAGCGGAUCAGAUACAACGUAGUUGCUCUGCAGGAGACGAAGAGUAGAAGAAGCGACGUGCGAUGGACGAAUGACGUUACACUCGUCACUCCCAGAGAAAAGGCUUUAUCGCGAAAUGAGGACUCAAAAGUGGACUACGACGCGUUGUUCAGAGGACCGCGAGCCUGCGCUGAAGCCACGCAUGGCAAACUUGGAACGAAUUUCGAAAGCCACCGAGGAACUGUUGGAAGUAAGGAGGACUUUGAGGCUUGA